This is a messenger RNA of Talaromyces proteolyticus, 7527 nucleotides long. RefSeq lists its product as uncharacterized. Gene Ontology annotation, molecular function: fatty acid synthase activity; phosphopantetheine binding; oxidoreductase activity. The record is from RefSeq and is a predicted model, not a curated record. Gene Ontology annotation, biological process: fatty acid biosynthetic process; secondary metabolite biosynthetic process. The coding region runs from base 1 to 7527 and encodes 2508 amino acids. NCBI's taxonomy places the organism in Eukaryota, Fungi, Ascomycota, Eurotiomycetes, Eurotiales, Trichocomaceae. The transcript is spliced from 6 exons.
AUGGCUUCGAACAAUUAUCCCCAGGAGCCCGUAGCCAUCAUUGGAAUGGCAUGUCGUCUACCUGGCGGAGUUACAGAUGUUGAUAAACUGUGGGAUUUGUUGGAAAAAGGCCGCACCACCUGGUCCCAAGUGCCAGACAGCCGGUUUCGAGAAAGUUCUUUCUUUCAUCCUGAUAGCAAGAGGAAUGGCACGUUUCAUACUCAGGGAGGCCAUUUCCUCACAAAUGACAUCUCUUGUUUUGAUGCCUCAUUUUUCAAUAUUUCGCCCGCAGAGGCAAAGGCAAUGGAUCCACAGUUGCGACUUCUCUUAGAAGUGACGUAUGAAGCUUUGGAGAGCAGCGGUAUACCUUUAGAUCAAUUACGGGGAACUGAUACUGCAGCCUAUGUGGCGCUUUACAACCAAGACUACGAAAAGAUCCUCCUUCGUGAUCCUGAGGAUCUCCCCUUCUACUACCAAACUGGCAACGGCGAGGCCAUGUAUGCAAAUCGACUAUCGUAUUUUUUCGACCUACAUGGGGCCUCCCUAACCCUAGACACUGGCUGUAGUGGGGGAAUGGUGGCGCUGCAUCAAGCUUGUGAGAGUAUUCGGCAUGGCGAAUGCACCCAGGCCAUUGCUGCGGCGUCUAAUUUGAUUCUUGACCCAGCAGCCAUGAUAGGCCCCAGUUGUCUCCAGUUCUAUGCCUCUGAUGGCCGCUCCAAGUCAUUUGACCAGUGCGCAGACGGCUAUGGACGCGGGGAAGGAGCAUGCACGCUGAUACUGAAACGCCUGACUGCAGCCAUUGAGGAUGGCGAUCCCAUACGCGCAGUCAUUCGUAGCUCGGUAAUCAACCAAGACGGGCGCACGGCUGGUAUCACAGUGCCCAGUGGGGAAGCCCAAGAAAGAUUGAUUCGGUCCGGCUAUGAGGCGGCUGGCUUGGAUCCGGCUAAGACCAGCUAUGUUGAGACGCAUGGCUCGGGCACUGCAGUAGGAGACCUGACCGAGAGCCGGUCCAUUGGUACGGUGUUAGGGCAAGCUAGACGAGCUCAAGGGCUAGGCCCGGUGCUUAUGGGCUCUGUCAAGGCCAAUAUCGGCCAUCUCGAGAACGUUAGUGGACUCGCAGGUGUGAUCAAAGCCGCACUCGUGAUUGCCAAGGGGCAAAUCCCCCCCAGUAUCAAAUUUCAAGUUCCAAAUCCGGAGAUUCAGUGGGAUGCAUGGAAUCUGGAUCUACCGACCAAUUUACGAGCUCUGAGCCAAUUCGGCGUGGGCUCAUCGCAGGUCUCCCUGAACAGCUUUGGAUUCGGCGGGACUAACGUGCAUAUAAUUCUGGAUCAACUCCGCGAUGGUGAAGGCACGAACAGCUUUAUACCAGUUGAUCUUGCGAUGCCGACUCAACAACAAAUCAAAGCAAAUACGGAUCCAUCUCAGGUCUUUGUUCUUUCCGCUCGAUCGGCCGAGCCAGCUCGUCACAUGGCCAAGCAAUUACAGGAAUAUCUGGAGAAAGUCUCUGUUUCCGAUGAAGAGUCCCCCAGUUUUCUUCAGUCUCUAGCUUAUACACUGUAUUGUCGGCGAUCAUCAUUCCCUUGGCGAGCAGCAGUGGUCGCCGACUCAGUUUCUGAGCUACAUCAGAAGCUCAACUCUGUGACUUUCUGUCACACAGGUAAAAGGCCUAGUAUUGCAUUUGUCUUUACGGGUCAAGGGGCACAGUGGGCCAGAAUGGGCAGAGAACUGUGGGAAACCAGCAUUCCCUUUCGAAACUCUAUUUCAGCGGCUGAACAGUGCCUAACUGACCUGGGUGUGGAUUGGCGCUUGACUGAGGAGCUGCUUAAGUCACCCGAGGAAACCAACCUGAACAAAGCCAAUAUUGCACAACCAGCAUGCACAGCCAUUCAGCUGGCACUAGUCGACCUUCUGGCGUCGUGGAAUAUUCAUCCCAGUGCUGUGACCGGUCACUCCAGCGGCGAAAUCGCUGCAGCCUAUGCGUGCAAAGCCAUUUCGUUCCACAAUGCCAUGCUCAUCGCUUAUGCUCGAGGUUGUGUGGCAGGAAAACUCGCCAAAGAUGAAAGCCUCAAAGGCGCCAUGAUUGCUGUGGGCUUAAGCCCACAGGAAGUGGAGAGAUAUCGCUCUAAAUCGUCUGAGUCUACCGGGUUGGCCACGAUAGCCUGCGUGAACAGUCCGGAGGCGGUGACGUUAUCUGGGGACAAGGCUGCUGUAGAUGAUCUUCAAGAGCGACUUCAGAGCGAUGGCAUCUUUUUCCGGAGACUCCCGGUCGACGUGGCAUAUCAUUCACACCAUAUUCUGCGCGUGGCUAACGACUAUCGCGAUGCUCUGGUGAUGAUGGAUGCCCCUCGCGCAAAUCACGACAUUCCAUUUCAUUCGAGUGUAACCGGAAAGAUUAUCGACGGCACGGAACUGGAUGCGCAGUAUUGGGUGAAAAACCUGGUUUCGCCAGUUCUGUUCUCGGCUGCAGUGGAAAGUCUUAUGAACUCAGCCACUAAUUUGCUGAUUGAGAUUGGCCCGCACGCAGCCUUGAAGGGUCCCAUUAAACAAAUUCUCAAAGCACACAAUGUAGAAGUGCCUUACGCUCCAUCAUUAAAUCGCAAUGAGUCAGCCAGUCGCUGUAUACUACAGCUCGCCUCUAGCAUAUUUGAGCAUGGUGCUGAAAUCAAUAUGAGCGAGGUGAACAUCUGGUCACGUCCGGCAGACGCCCUGCGUUGUCUCUUCGAUCUUCCCCCGUAUCCUUGGGAUCACUCCAAUUCCUUCUGGCACGAGAGCCGCUUAAGCCAAAAUUACAGGAACCGUACGGAUCAUCCACAUGAACUUUUGGGAGUCCUCAGCCCAGAGUCGAGCUCGUUGGAACCUCGCUGGCGGAAUCAUGUCAGUGUAUCGUCGUUUCCAUGGCUGACAGGGCAUCGGAUUGGCGGGGAUGCAGUUUUUCCCGCUGCUGCUUACAUGGCAAUGGCCAUUGAAGCAGCAUAUAUAGCAGCAACUCACCUCUCCACCAAGAUCGACCCGGUUUGCUGCAUUAAUUUACAUCAAGUGUCGCUGAGUCGAUCGCUGAUAAUCCCAAGCUCGGGGUCUGCAGUGGAAAUCAUGCUCACUCUACGACUAGCUACUGGAACGGCCGGGCGAGAUCUUGCUCGCCGGCAGGAGUUUGUCAUUUACUCCUGCUCCGAUCAUAAAGAUGUGGUAGAAAACUGUCGCGGAUUUGUGACAGUCAAUUUUGGUGAUAUCGGGCCGCUCGCAUCGAUCGGGCUAGAUCGCCAGUUCGAGGAACAAAGACUGUCACCACUCAACCCUGACCAAUGGUACCAUAGCCUGAGUCAAAUAGGAGUCGAGUACUCGGAUUCCUUUCGAGCCCUGAGCCGACUGUCUGCCGGACGAGGCUUUUGUAGUGCCAAUAUUGCCUGCUCGGUCCCGGAAAGCGAGUAUAAAGCCAGUCUUCCUCCAGCUAGCUUCGAUGCUUGUUUGCAGACGAUGCUGGCUGCCAUCGGAUCGGGGGACGUGAUUCGCGGUCCUAUCCUUCCCACAUUUAUCAAUGAGGCGUCAAUUUGGGUGAAUGGCCGCGAUGUGCCUCCAAGUAUCUUGCACGUUUCUUCUCGAGCGCAGAAACAGUAUGGACAGGCCUUCAGCGCGGAUAUCGAGACAACUCGCGGUGGUUUGGGAAGCUCUAGUCUCUUAUUGUCACUACGAGGUGUGGAAGCAAAAUCGCUGGAGGUAUUCUCGAACCAAAAUGAGGAAUCUGAACAGGCAAAGACGUGUCAAAAGCAAGUGAUGGCAAUUGACCCAGAUUUUCUGUCUGGUGCAGGGGUGGAGGACCUUUGCAACUCAUCCCUGCAGCCUGUCUCUGUCGCGGCUAGUCUGACUCGGCUCCGCGAUGUGUGCCAGUAUUACGCAAAUGCUGCUGUGAAAGAGGUCACAGAUGAAGACGUGCAAGGAAUGAGCACCUACCAGAGACUUUAUUUUGACUGGCUACGGGUUCAAGCAACUCUUUGUUCAGUCGAGUUGACAAAUGAUGUUCUGGACCAGGUAAAACCCUCUAACGCUGAAGGAAAAAUGGUCUGCAAGAUCGGAGCGAGCCUUUCCUCUAUUCUUAAAGGGGGCCAGGAUCCGCUGUCCUUGAUGUUGGAAGACAAUCUUCUCUUUCGUCUGUACGAGGAUGAUAAGAGCAUGCAGCGAUGUGCUGUGCAAGCAGCCGAAUAUGCGCGGAUGAUGGGCUUGAAGUCUCCAGAUCUCCGUAUCCUCGAAAUUGGUGGCGGUACAGGAGGCGCCACACUACCUAUUCUACAAGCAUUGACCCAAUACGGCACAAGGCUUUUCAGCCAUUAUGCCUUCACGGAUAUCUCGGCGGGAUUCUUUGCCAAUGCAGAGCAAAAGCUUGGCGACUGGAAGGACCUGAUGAGCUUUCAGAAGCUGAACAUCGAAGAGGACCCAACAAAGCAAGGGUUUGAGCCAGGAAACUACGAUCUGAUCAUUGCGGCCAAUGUUUUACAUGCCACCACCUACAUUGAAGAAACAGUUAAACAUGUCCGCCGUCUGCUCAAGCCAGGAGGAAAGUUGCUACUAUUAGAAAGUACCAGAACAACCGUUCAUCGUUCAUUUGUCUUUGGCACACUGCCUGGGUGGUGGGUGGGGGCUUCAGAGCGUGGCAAGGAUACUCCAUUGCUGACAGAGGAGGAGUGGUCCAAGACACUACAACGCACGGGCUUCACUGGCUUGGACGCAAUUAUGCAUUCCUAUCAGGCUACGGAAGAGCAGACAGAUAGCUUGAUUGUUACCACUGCGUUGGAGGGGUCUGCUUCAAUUGCAGAGGCGGCGAUUGCUGUGGCGUUAACAGGUGAACAAUUGUCACGUUCGCAUGAAAGCAUAGGGUAUAGUGUCAUGCAUCACAUGCGUUCAUUGGCGUCCCAAGAGGAAGUGGCCAUUCUAUCAUUGGGUGAUUCCAGGCUGCAGGACCGGACAUGUAUUCUGUUUACAGAUCCCGACAGGUCCUUGCUCUGUGAACUGAACCAAGCAGGCUUGGAUGCUCUCAAACAUACGGUGAAGAUCGCUAGGAAAGUCAUAUGGGUGACACUGGGAGGCACACACGAGUGCCAGAAUCCUCAAUCUAGUGUAUCUGUGGGCUUUGCUCGAGUGUUACGUCGUGAGAAUCCCCAUGUGCCUAUCAUAACCCUCGACCUCGACCCGAACAACAAUCCACAGCCUCUGACCCUAGCGAAAUAUCUCUGGGGGUUCCUUCACCAGCUUUUGUCUCGCCCGAGGAUAGAAGACUUAGAAUGGAGUGAACGCCGAGGCCAGUGGUUUGUACCACGUCUGGUAGAAGACAAAGCUACCACGGAAUUUGUUAGCUCUCACUCGAGGGCAGGUCAAACUGCUGUGCCGCAAAUGGAAUUCUUUCACCAAGAAGAUAGACCCCUGUCUCUGGCUACUAGAGACACAGGCAGUCUGCAAGGGCUAUACUUUAGCGACAGUCUUGUCCAUAAUGCGCCUAUGGGUGAAGAUGAAUUGGAGAUUGAGGUCAAGGCAUCUGGGGUCAACUUUCGAGACAUCAUGGUGUCACUAAACCAAAUGCCUGAUGAAAAUGUUGCCGAGUGCGCUGGUGUGGUCACAAAAGUAGGCCAGAAACUCCGAAAGACUUUUUCCGAGGGAGACAGGGUGUAUACAUGGCAUGUGCCUCGAUAUUCAAGCCACGUUCGAUGCAGCGGGCUGUGGACGAAACACAUUCCCCUUGGUGUUUCAUUCGAGGAAGCCGCAGCGAUACCCAUUGCCUACUGUACUGCAUAUCACUGCUUGGUAAAUGAGGCCCGGUUGCGUACCGGAGACACCAUUCUGAUCCACUCCGGUGCUGGAGGAGUUGGCCAAGCAGCUAUCUUACUAGCCUUACAUCUAGGUGCAACAGUGUUCACAACAGUCGGCUCAGCAGAGAAAAAACAACUCUUGAUCACGCAGUAUGGACUACUGGAAUCUCAUAUAUUUUCCAGUCGGUCCAAGGACUUCGCCGGCCAGAUAAAGUCAGCGACCAAUGGUCGCGGAGUCGAUGUGGUCCUCAACGCCUUGGCUGGGUCGCUUUUGCAGCAUUCGCUCGAGGUAUUGGCACCAUUGGGUCGUUUUGUGGAAAUUGGCAAGAAUGAUAUCCUUGCUCACGCCCGACUAGACUUGAGCCCCUUUGGAAAGUCUAUAUCAUUUUCUACGGUCGACCUCGUCCAGCUGGCCUGUCAGAAACCUCGCCGCAUGGCCGAAGUAUUUUCCGAUGUUCAUCAACUGCUCACUGAACACGUUGUGAAGCCACCGUUUCCACUGAAUAUUCGCUCAAUUACAAAUUUGGAAGAGGUUUUGCGAUUGAUGCAAAAGGGACAGAGUAUGGGCAAAGUGGUGAUAUCUCACGGCCCGAAUGAUAUGGUCAAGGUCAUGCCGCGCAGUCCCCCUGUAGCGCAGCUACGUCCAGAUGCCAGUUAUCUCAUUGUGGGCGGGCAGGGGGGUCUUGGACGUGCACUUUGUGCCUGGAUGGCCCGAUGUGGUGCUAAAGUCCUUGUCGCCAUCUCACCCUCUGGCGCUGACAAGCCUUUGACUAAGGGAUUAGUUGAGGAGUUGGCACAAAUGGGAGUCCAGCUUCACGCGAUGGCCUGUGAUGUUGGGAAUCGCCUUCAACUACAAUCCACCCUUGCGUACUGCAAAGAGACCCUUCCUCCCAUUCGCGGCAUCAUCCAUUCCGGACUCACACUUCGAAAUGGAAGCUUCGAAAAUAUGUCCCUCGACGAUCUCCGACAGGUACUGCAUCCCAAACUAGCUGGCAGCUAUAAUCUUCAUGAUAGCUUUGAAGGCCAGCAACUCGACUUCUUUGUAAUUCUGUCCUCCUAUGUUGGACUCUUAGGUAGUCCGGGCCAGGCAAAUUAUGCGGCCGCAUCGACCUUCCAGGACGCUUUUGCUCGUUGGCGGACAGGCCUUGGCCAACCCACAUAUUCCCUAGAUUUGGGAACAGUCCAAGGAGCCGGCUCUCUUCAUGAGAAGCCUGAGGCAUUAGCCCACUUUGAACGGCUCGGGUUGGGCGGAAUUCCACUCCAAGCCUUGUAUGCUUUAGUCGGCUACACAAUGUCGAAGCCCAUCCAGAGCUGGGCUGACAGCCAAAUCGCCAUCGGAUGGGCGCCGCCAUCCACCUGGACGAAGGCCGAUUAUGCCGCCUUGGACCCUCGUCUCUCCCACCUCCGCUCUUCCCCGAUUCCAUCUCGCAACGACGACAGCUCUCGUGGGCUCCCUGCUGCCGGUAUGCCGCAAGCUUCCGAACCCCUCUCACUGGCUCUUCCCCGGUGUCUGUCUCUAGAAGAACGGGUUUCUACCAUCAUAGCAGCUCUCUCACAGCAAAUUGUCAGCAUCUUGGGGGUGGCGGCGGAAGAUGUGGAUGAAGGCAAGUCAAUUGCAGAUCACGGUGGAGAUUCGCUAGUGGCCAUCGAGUUCCGCAACUGGUUCCGUAAAGAGGUCGGCUGCAGCUUCAGCACUGAAGAAGUCUCCAAUUUGCUCUCAGUACAUCAGUUAGCCUGUCAGGCUGCUAACUAA